Caenorhabditis auriculariae is the source of this 660-nucleotide messenger RNA. The record is from the annotation of a GenBank genome assembly. NCBI's taxonomy places the organism in Eukaryota, Metazoa, Nematoda, Chromadorea, Rhabditida, Rhabditidae.
AUGUCGCCUAGUACGACAUUGUUAGAAAAAGCUAAGUUUCUACUCAAAGUGUCAACAAGGUUUUGGGUCUCUGCAAUAUUGCAGUCGGGUGGUCUGUAGGUUAAUAAAAAUCUAAUUUUAGUAGAGGCGGAGGAACUAUUGACGUUAGUAAGGAGGUCAAAAGCCAGUAACUCACAAAAGUGUCUGCAGUGACCAACCUCGGUGCCGCAGUCCACCUCGCUAACCAGCAUGGAUUUCCGGUACAUCAGGAGAACCCCGCCGCCGCCAGUUCGUCGGUGGUCAUUGCGACGGUCCGCUCGAAAGAAAUUGUAAGAGUUGUUAGUUAGAAAUGAGUCUAGGUGAACUUCGUUGAAAAAGGUUUCCGUGCAAAAACAGAGGUCAAUUUGAUUGGCAGUGAGAUAAUCUAAUAAAUUGAGAAAUUUAGUAUUGGAAACCAGUGACCUACAGUUAAUUAGAAUACAUUUAAUAAAGUUUGAGGACUCACACACGGAGAAGGUGAGGACUCACACACGGAGAAGGACACACACGGAGAAGGUAUUUCUCACACAAGUACUAAAUUUCACGAAAUAGAUGUAGGGAGAAUUUGGGAACAUAUGUGUCGGAACUUGUGGUGAUGGAGGGAAGAGGACUCGCGGUCGUGUUAACCCCCCACUUGAGUAA